CCCGUUGACGUGGUGAUUCUCAUGAAGUCUUUAUUUACCACCAUCACCACCAUCUUUGGUAGAGGCAUAAUUCCUUUUCAAUUGCUUCUACCAUAAGCCAAAUUAAACCCAAACCACUCAUAAUUACCCCUCCUCCAACAGAAAUCGACAUAUAAAUACAAUUACCCUAUGAUGUCAAAACACAUGCCAUGCCACAAACCACUCUCUCAUAAAAUCAAAGACUCAUACAUACAAUAAAUACACAAGUAAUUAACACAGCCAUGAAAUACAAUGAGAUAUCCCAUUUCAGCCACACUGAACACAAGCUGAGAUUCGAGUACUCAGAAUUCCCCUUCAAAUGUGAUGGCUGCAAGGAAGUAGGCAUAGGGUCACGUUACAAAUGCUCCAUCUGUGACUUCGACCUUCACAUGCACUGUGCCAUGAUAACCUCCCCGACCUUGCACCACCCUUUCUACACCAAAUGCAACUUCCAGUUCAUGUCAAAGCCACCGGGAGACACGCCUCGUUACUGCAACGCGUGCGAGAAGGACGUGAGUGGCUUCUUGUACCACUGCAAAGCGUGCGGCUUCGACCUCCACCCGUGUUGCGCCAAGCUACCGUUGCUCCUUGAUGACGGCGAGGUGAAGCUGUACUUGUACAGGAAAGUGAGUUCACCGUGUCACCGUUGUGGAAGAAAAGGACGUAGCUGGAGUUAUAGGUCCAAGUGCAAGAACUAUAAUCUGCAUGUGGCGUGUGUGAGGGACAUGUUGGUGGAGAAUUGGCAUGAGGUGUGUGUUAAAGGAAGGGGUGUGAAUAGCAAUAUUCCUAGUCUCAGGAACACGCUUUACACUCCUCAUAGCAGUAGGAGGAGUAAAGGGAAGGUGAAGAAGUGCUGUGAGAUUGCUGGUUUGGCUGUGCAGGUUGUGAUAUCUGCUGUGUUGGGGGAUCCAACGGCUCUCAUUGCUGGCAUUGUGGGGUCCUUCAUGUCACGGGCUUCAUGAUGGCCACAACAGAAUCUAUCAGUUUAACUUUAAAGAUUGUAAACAACUUCAGUUCACUACUUCAUUAAUGUGGUUGUCAUGAUUUUAAUCUGACUUAAAUGUGGUUCAAACUUUCUUAUCACAUCUCAAUCUGACUUCACAAAUGUUAAUUUGAGCAA
Messenger RNA from Glycine soja, 1138 nucleotides. RefSeq lists its product as uncharacterized. NCBI's taxonomy places the organism in Eukaryota, Viridiplantae, Streptophyta, Magnoliopsida, Fabales, Fabaceae. Bases 261 to 980 code for a protein of 239 amino acids. The record is from RefSeq and is a predicted model, not a curated record. The transcript has a single exon.